Messenger RNA from Ostreococcus lucimarinus CCE9901, 1773 nucleotides. RefSeq lists its product with no specific name. The transcript has a single exon. Gene Ontology annotation, biological process: response to singlet oxygen; singlet oxygen-mediated programmed cell death. Gene Ontology annotation, cellular component: thylakoid membrane. The record is from RefSeq and is a predicted model, not a curated record. The annotation marks the transcript as partial. Lineage: Eukaryota; Viridiplantae; Chlorophyta; Mamiellophyceae; Mamiellales; Bathycoccaceae.
UUGGAGGCGCUGGAGGCGCAGCUUGAGGAUGCGAUUGAGAGUGAAGAUUACGCGAGCGCGGCGUCGUUGAAGCGGGCGGCGGAUGCGCUGCGAGCGAGCGACGAUACGGGACAAAUGUGCGAGGCGUACGCGAAGGCGAUCGCUGAGGAUAGGUUUGAAGACGCCGUACGGUUGAGAGACGCUGGUGUGGGGCUGUGUGGAUGGUGGGCGGGGAUGGAGGAGGUGCCGCAGGGUGAGGACGACGGGGAGCGCGCGGAGGGAGACGAAGCGCGCGAGCAUCCGACGGGGGUGAUUAUGAGGAUAUCUCGCGAGCACGGACGACUCGUGGGAUCGACGUAUUCGUCUCGAGACUUGGCUGAUAUCGUGGAACUAAAUAAAGCGUACCCGAAAGGGUACGAUUACGACGCUGGACAGCCGGUGAUGGAGAUUAUGUUGCAGGAGGACGCCGACGCCGCGGGUGGGUUUCGUCGCGACGUCAUGCGGUUAAACUACAUCCCGGUUUCGAUUCCUCUCGUCGAUGACGACGAGGAGGAGGAAACGACGUCGUCGGAAGCUUUGAUUGAAGGCGGUGUCGGAUUCAUCGCGACGCAGAGCGAGUCUACGUCGUCGACCGCAGUCGUGGACGACGCGACGGCGGCGGCGGAUGUCGAAGACGCGCUUCGCGGCGCCGCUCGCGAAGACAUCGAAAGCGUCAAGGAAGAAAUCAAAGCCAAGCUUCUCGGGCUCGAUCCUUCGAGUGGAAAGACGCGCGAUGACGCGCUUGAAGAGAUUGGUGCGAUGUUGGAUAAGUUUAACGACGCCAUCAACGCAGAGGAUGACGACGACGACGACGACGACGAGACGCUGUACGACAUCAAGCGUACCACGGCGGCGUUGCAUCAAGAGGGUUUGCACGCGUUCGUGCUCACGAGCGACAACGAAAUGUUAUCUCUCGAUGACGACGACGACGACGACGGCGACGACCGCAGACCGUUCUCUCACGCGCUGGAUAAGGAGAUCGAAGGCUUCUUGGCCACAAAGUGGGAGAGCAUGGUGCCCAACGCUGACGCGACGGCGUCGCGAGGCUUGGGCGCUGGAUCGCACACGGCUCUCGUGAACGCGGUGAAAGAGGCCGCGCAAGAGAUGUUUGCGAGUCAAGACGAAAAUGACGAAGAUUUGGACGAGGAGUACUUUGGAGAAGGCGACGAUGACGACGAAGACGUCGACGAGGUGAGCGCCGAGGAAUUACUCGCGCUCAUCGGUCAAGACGCCGUCUUGCACCGCCCGCUUCCGGGUCGAGUGCGAUUUCAGCGCAUCGAUCCGCGCCUGGCGUCGGGUUCGCGAAACGAUGUCUUCGACGGGCUUUAUAUCGGUGCUUUUGGCCCGCACGGUCCGGAAGUUUUGCGCAUGGUUCGCGGGCGCUGGGGCGACGACGUCGGCGAGUCAAACGAGUGCGUCACCGCCGUCAAGCUCACGGGCGACGAAAACGUCCCGUGCGGCGCCGCGAGUUUCCGCGCCAAAGUGAGCAAGGAAAACUUAAUCACCGAAGGCAGCUCUUAUCCCGAUGAGCUCGGCGUGUUGGCGAGAUACAAGGGCGAAGGCCGCGUCGCCAAGCCCGGGUUCGCCGACUCGCACUGGGUCGAGGGUGAACUCUUGGUCUUGAACGGCAAGGGUGGAUCUCUCACCGGCGGUGCCGAGCUCGGUUUCGUCUGGGCCGUCCCGGGUGAGCGAAGAUUACUCAUCUUAUUCUCUUCGCUCGUCCUUCCGGACGUCGACGUCGCCAAGACGCGCUAA